Molecule: messenger RNA, 1279 nt
Organism: Notodromas monacha
Lineage: Eukaryota; Metazoa; Arthropoda; Ostracoda; Podocopida; Cyprididae
Source: the annotation of a GenBank genome assembly
GUCAGGCCCGUCCCGUCAACAGGCACCAGCAGGAGUUCAACUGGAGUCCCUUCACGACCCCGGGCUUCGGGGGCAAGCUGGAAGAAGUGCCGGCCAUCUGGCCCACCAACAUCAUCCACUACAGAAUCGACGAGAACUUCAGCGAGAACGAGAAACACUUGAUUCGCCACGCGUUUCACGAGUUUCACGAGAAAACCAACGUCAGGUUCCAGCCCCACACUUUCCAGAAAGACUACGUGUACAUCAGGCACGGACCAAGUGCUUGCUUUGCAGAUUUGGGAUACCUGGGGGGAAAGCAGGAAGUGGAGUUGUCUUCUAGAUGCGUGAAUCAACAUGGGAGGAUUUGCCAUGAGCUAAUGCACAGCCUGGGCUUCGACCACGAACAGUGUCGCACAGACAGAGAUGAAUUUGUCAACAUCAAUUGGAACAACAUCUCGAGGGGCUACGAGGAUCAAUUCGCCAUGAGAAACUGCCUGGCAGAAUUCCUGCCAUACGAUUACCACAGCGUGAUGCACUACAACGCAGCUGCUUUCGCCAUUGAUCCCGGCAUCCCGACAAUUAUCCCAAGAGACAAGACUGCCAUCAGACGCAUUGGCCAACGAGUCAAGAUUUCCAAAACCGAUUGCUUCAAAAUCAACACAAUAUACACUACUCGGGGACCGGAUAAAGAAGCUCGCAUGAGAAAAGUACACAAAAGCACCAACGAACAUCACCACAAUAUUAAGUCCCAUCAUGUUUCGGAAUCUUCGAAUAAUAACGUCUCCGACGAUUCCGUGAAAACGUUUUACCCGCCUCUCAGCAAAGCGAACUUCGACUUGCGAAAAGGCCGACUCUGGGACUACACUGGCCAAGAGAAUAUUAAGCAUGACAAGAAGGUGUUCAAAGAAGCCCUCAGACUUCAACGCAUGACAGAGCACAAGCAGAAGAAAACUGGUCACAAGAUUUUGACCAAUUGGAUCAGACAACGGUGUCUGAAACGUUGGUCCACGCCUUCACUACCCAAUUCUUACUUCCCCGUCACGAAGCGUUGAUAUUACGUGAAUUGAAUUUAUUACGCUUUUUUUUUUUUUUUUGUCGCGAAAUUUCGUAUCUUUCCACUCACCAAUUUUUGAACAUGUCUCCACAAAUCCAGAAAGCUUCGCUCAACUUGAAUCCAUCGGCGGAUGCCCGUGUUCCUCUGAAAUCUUCUACCCCAUUUUCUGCGAAGAAAAAUUGCCCUGGUGAUAUUUUCUCUGUAAUUUACUCUUUUUACGAGAAUAUAAGAUCUGAUAUAUAAACA